Messenger RNA from Drosophila takahashii, 1022 nucleotides. Its product is annotated as carbonic anhydrase 2-like. Gene Ontology annotation, molecular function: zinc ion binding; carbonate dehydratase activity. Gene Ontology annotation, biological process: one-carbon metabolic process. Gene Ontology annotation, cellular component: plasma membrane. Lineage: Eukaryota; Metazoa; Arthropoda; Insecta; Diptera; Drosophilidae. The record is from RefSeq and is a predicted model, not a curated record.
AUGCAAUUCAGCACCCUCUCCUUAAUAGUCUGUUGCUCUGUGGCCCUCAGUUGGGCCUCCGAAUGGGGAUAUCCGUACUUAUUCGACCAUCAGGGUAAGCCCUUUCCAAAAUGGGGCGGUCUUUGCGCAAGAGGCAAGAGACAAAGCCCCAUAGAUCUGCAUGCCAAUGGGGCUACAUUGGACGAAUAUGCUCCUCUCAAGUUCAAGAACUACGAUGAGCUUCAAGAAAAACUGCUAAUGGUCAACAAUGGACAUUCAGUUCAGAUAUCUGGCUUCAACCAAAAACUCACCUUGAGUGGUGGCGCCCUGCUAAAUGAUUACGAGGUUGCCCUGAUCCACAUGCAUUGGUCGUCUGAACAUACAAUCAACAGCAACCGGUAUCCGUUGGAAGUGCACAUCGUGCACCGGAACACCAUUUACCCCAACAUGACAAUGGCGGAAAACUCCGAAGAUGGCCUCGUGGUUAUUGGAGUGCUCUUUCAUACGUCCAAUAAGCCCAACGAGGCACUUGGCAGUAUCAUCAACAGUCUAAGAACCGUGAAGAGCUGGGAUCUUGUAGACAAGCCUGUUUUUAUGGCAGACUCCUUGACUGUGGGUGAUUGGAUUCCCAGUGUGAAGAGAUACUUCACCUAUGCCGGCUCACUGACAACGCCCAAUUGCAACGAGAUCGUCACAUGGAUUGUAUUCACCGAGACAUUGCCGGUCACCCUUGACCAGGUCAAUGAGUUUAAGAAAAUUGAGUUCGCAAAGGGCAAGCAGUUGCAGAACAACUCCCGGGAGCUGCAGAGCGAUAACCACCGCGCUGUUUUCCUGGUCGAGCAACGGGAAGAGCGAUCGAUAACAGCAGAACUCACGGCAUCCGUAUCCCUGAUUAUGCUCAUCACGGUGUGCCAAAAGUUUCUGCUGUAGAUUUUAUGUGGAUGCCCCAAAGAGGAAAGAAUAGAAUUUGUUUACUAAUUAUUUGGCGGUGUAAGGAAAUGAUUUCACAUAUCAUCCGCCGUCUAUUAAUUAUAUUAACAAAU